Molecule: messenger RNA, 1494 nt
Organism: Closterium sp. Yama58-4
Lineage: Eukaryota; Viridiplantae; Streptophyta; Zygnematophyceae; Desmidiales; Closteriaceae
Source: the annotation of a GenBank genome assembly
AUGCGGGAUCCGCCGGUAAUACAUUUUUCUGAUGUCCUCGCUUCCCCCUCCCAUCGCCCUCGCUUUCCCCUCCCUUCGCCCUCGCUUUCCCCUCCCGUCGCCCUCGCUUUCCCCUCCCUUCGCCCUCGCUUUCCCCUCCCACCGCCCUCUAUUCCCCCUCCCAUCGCCCUCGCUUCCCCCUCCCACCGCCCUCUAUUCCCCCUCCCAUCGCCCUCGCUUUCCCCCUCCCGUCGUCCCCGCUUCCCCCUCCCAUCGCCCUGCUCAUUCUCCCGUCGCCCUCUCUUCCCGCCUCACCCUGUUUCCCUGCUCAUUCUCUUCCCCCUGGCUCACUCUGUCUGUCUCCCCUGCUCAUUCUCUUCCCCUGCUCAUUCUCUUUCCCUGCUCAUUCUCUUUCCCUACUCAUUCUCUUUCCCUGCUCAUUCUCUUUCCCUGCUCAUUCUCUUUCCCUGCUCGUUCUCUUCCCAUGCUCAUUCUCUUUCCCUGCUCAUUCUCUUUCCUUACUCAUUCUCUUUCCCUGCUCAUUCUCUUUCCCUGCUCAUUCUCUUUCCAUGCUCAUUCUCUUCCCCACCUCAUUCUCUUUCCCUGCUCAUUCUCUUUCCAUGCUCAUUCUCUUCCCCACCUCAUUCUCUUUCCUUGCUCAUUCUCUUUCCCUGCUCAUUCUCUUUCCCUGCUCAUUCUCUUCCCCUGCUCAUUCUCUUCCCCACCUCAUUCUCUUUCCCUGCUCAUUCUCUUUCCUUGCUCAUUCUCUUUCCCUUCUCAUUCUCUUCCCCUGCUCAUUCUCUUCCCCACCUCAUUCUCUUUCCCUGCUCAUUCUCUUUCCUUGCUCAUUCUAUUUCCCUGCUCAUUCUCUUUCCUUGCUCAUUCUAUUUCCCUGCUCAUUCUCUUUCCCUGCUCAGUCUCUUUCCCUGUUCAUUCUCUUCCCCCGGCUCAUUCUCUUCCCCGUCUCCCCCCCAAUCCCCCACCCACUCUUCCUCCAGUUGCUGGUUCCUCUGCACCGAUGCUCCCCUUUUCCCCACUCCCACCAUCCCCUUUCCACCCCCGCCUCCCCCUUUACCUUCUCCUGCAGUCGCUGGUUCACUUGCGCCAUCUGUGAGUGUGGGGCAGCAGCAUCACCAACGCCUCUGCCUCGUUGCUCCUCGCCUUCCCCCACCUGCACUCCGCCAACCUCUCCCUCCGCCUCAUCUCCUUCCUUCUCUCUCCUCACUUCUCUCAACCGCACUCUACCCCCCCUACACGCCCUCACAACCCGCCUUGCGAGCUGAAGUGGUGACAAGCAGCAGCAACACCCUCACACACCUUGAUCUCUCCGGCUCACUCUGUCUCCCCUGCCCAUUCUCUUUCCUCCUGCUCACUCUGUCUCCCCUGCCCAUUCUCUUUCCUCCUGCUCACUCUGUCUCCCCUGCCCAUUCUCUCCGCGCAGGGUACAGGACCCAGCACCAUGGCCCAGGGUUUGUUGCAUGCAGUGUAGCAGCCACGAGCGGCCCAAAAGCAUGA